AUGGAAAACAGCAAUUACUCCGAAAUCGCAGAAUUUAUUCUUGUGGGAUUUUCUGAAGUCAAAUGGAUUCGAAAGUUCCUGUUUUUGAUGUUUUUAUUGACAUAUGUGAUUACCGUGCUUGGAAACAUGACUAUAAUUGUUGCCUAUUCACUUACCCAAAAACUCCACAAUCCCAUGUACUUUUGCCUUUCGAAUUUCUCCUUUCUGGAUAUCUGUUAUGUGUCUGCAACUGUUCCCAAAGCGUUAUCGAACCUCCUAGCGGAGGAUAAAACAAUCAGUUUUUAUGGAUGUGCCCUACAAAUGUACUGCGUUUUGCUUAUGGGCGGCACGGAGUGCUACAUGCUGGCAGCCAUGGCGUACGAUCGCUAUAACGCCAUAUGCCACCCGCUCUUAUAUAGCACUAUAAUGACCAAGAGAGCUUGCAUUUUGCUUAUAGCGGGGUCAUGGAUUAUUGGCGCCCUAAAUUCUCUUAUACACACAGUCCUGGCCUUCACUUUACCCUUCUGCAGCCAUGAGAUUAAUCACUUCUUUUGCGAUGUCCCCCCGUUACUGAAGCUGUCCUGUACCGACACCUUUGCCAAUGAAAUUGUCGUUUUCUUGGUCGCCGGAUGCGUUAUUGUUGGUUCACUUAUAUUAACCAUACUUUCUUACAUAUAUAUAAUAUCAACUAUUCUAAACAUUCAUUCAAGUUCAGGGAGGAAAAAAGCUUUCUCGACCUGUACUUCUCACCUUACAGUUGUUGCCAUAUUUUAUGGUUCUGGAAUAUUUAUGUAUUUUAGACCCAAAUCGAAGUAUGCUAAAUAUCAGGAAAAACUUGUCUCUGUUGUGUAUACAAUUAUCGCACCGAUGUUAAACCCUUUUAUAUACAGUCUGAGAAAUAAUGACGUAAAAGAUGCUGUUAGUAAUGUAGGGCGCCGAAUAAUUGGAACUCACAGGUAUUAGUUUCUCUGUAAUGCCUUCGGCAACUGUUUUUUUGUAUGAAGCCGUCCUUAAAACGCAUAUAAAGCUGAAUCAUAUAAAAUAUAUGAAGCUAUGAGUAUAGAUUUAUGGAGCAAUAUGUUAUCACUGUUUGACAAAAACCUGAAAAUAAAUCAUUUUUGCGUUGAUACA
This is a messenger RNA of Spea bombifrons (plains spadefoot toad), 1110 nucleotides long. RefSeq names its product olfactory receptor 5V1-like. Gene Ontology annotation, cellular component: membrane. Gene Ontology annotation, molecular function: G protein-coupled receptor activity; olfactory receptor activity. Bases 1 to 942 code for a protein of 313 amino acids. NCBI's taxonomy places the organism in Eukaryota, Metazoa, Chordata, Amphibia, Anura, Pelobatidae. The transcript has a single exon. Gene Ontology annotation, biological process: G protein-coupled receptor signaling pathway. The record is from RefSeq and is a predicted model, not a curated record.